This is a messenger RNA of Periophthalmus magnuspinnatus, 3749 nucleotides long. RefSeq names its product cell adhesion molecule 3 (gene cadm3). Bases 315 to 1526 code for a protein of 403 amino acids. The record is from RefSeq and is a predicted model, not a curated record. Gene Ontology annotation, biological process: homophilic cell-cell adhesion. The transcript is spliced from 10 exons. Gene Ontology annotation, cellular component: presynaptic membrane. NCBI's taxonomy places the organism in Eukaryota, Metazoa, Chordata, Actinopteri, Gobiiformes, Gobiidae.
AGUGAGCGGUAGGUAUCGCCGAGUGCGCGAGCAAAACGAGCCAGGAGCCGACAGGAUACGUCUUCUCCGAAUCACUCGCAGUUGCUUUUUACGCGCAUUUAAGCGAACCGAACCUUGUGGAACUAUACCCGGGAGUGGAUACGCGACACACGGGGGAUUUUUUUCAGGACUAAACUCGAUUUGAGAGGAGAGCAGAGCAGAGAGUCCGGGACUGUACCACGCAGGAGUGUUUGGAUUCGGGAUCGGACCAAACAAAAGCCGACGCGGCGACACUCUAAGCGCUCCUCCUGGGAAUUCACCGAUACCACUCCAACAUGGCCGCCCCGUCUGCCUGUCCUGCGUGGAGAGCUGGAGUACUGACCCUGCUUCUGUCCGCUGUGGUCCACUGUAACGACAUCUAUGAGUACGACCCGCUGCAGCCCACCACCUCGGAUGAGACGGUUUCGGUGGGGGGCACGGUGACACUGACCUGCAGAGUGGACGAGAGCGAUAACUCCUCCCUGCAGUGGUCCAACACAGCCCAGCAGACCCUGUACUUUGGAGAGAAGCGAGCUCUUCGGGAUAAUCGGAUCCAGCUCCACCGCUCCACCCCCACAGAGCUGUCCAUCACCAUCUCUGAAGUGCAGCUGUCUGACGAGGGCGAGUAUACGUGCUCCAUCUUCACUAUGCCUGUACGCACCGCCCGCGCCAGUGUCACCGUGCUCGGCGUUCCCACCAAACCUCAGAUCUCCGGCUUCGAGGCAGCUGUUCCCGAGGGAGAAGAGGUGACACUGACCUGUACCUCCAGCGGCAGUAAGCCCCCUGCUGUGCUGCACUGGUACCGCGGGGACAAGAGGCUCGCAGCUCGUCCAGACGUGGUGGAGUCGACCCCGGGGGAGCCCACCUACAGCGUGCGCAGCGAGGUCACCCUGACGGUGUCGCGGAGUGAUGACAACGCUCUGGUGACGUGUGCGGUGGUGCACCCGUCCCUCGCCCCCGGAGAUAAGCGCAGCGAGCAGCCCCUCCGUGUGCUCUACUCUCCGGAUGUAAAGAUCCUUCCACAGAGCGACCUGCCCAAAGAAGGAGAGAGAUUCUACCUGAAGUGUGAGGGCAGCGGCAACCCAGAACCCUCCACCUUCACGUGGCAGAAGAAAGACGGAGAGCUGGGCCCUCAGGUGACCAUCGAUCGCGCCUUCCUUAACUUCGAGAUGCUCAACAAGUCUCACAAUGGCGUGUACCUGUGCCAAGCGGGCAACGGCAUCGGGAGCCAAGGCCAGGGAGAGUACACGCUGCUAGUACAAGACCCCACAGCCAUGGCGUCCGGCUCGGGGGUGGACCACGCUGUGAUCGGGGGAGUGGUGGCCGUCAUCGUCUUCAUCCUCCUGUGUCUCCUCAUUGUCUUGGGCAGAUACCUCAUCAGACACAAAGGAACAUACCUGACCCACGAAGCCAAGGGCUCAGACGACGCUCCCGACGCAGACACGGCGAUCAUCAAUGCAGAGGGCGGGACAUCUGGCGUGGAGGACAAGAAAGAGUACUUCAUUUAGACCCGGGAUCCUACAGCUAACAACCGCGACGGAGAGGGCGACGAAGAGGAGGGAGCGAAACGUUUGGGAGAGAGAGAGAGAGUGAAGCUCCGAAUAAACAACCGCCAUUUUGUUUUCAUUCUGUUCUUCACUCAGUCGGAGGGAUACGGGGGGAAGGGGAGAGGGGAGGUUUGGCUAACGGCUAUUGGCUAACAGCUACUGGCUAACUGCUAAUGGCUAAUGCUAACGGAAAAUGGGAAACAGUGACACAACAGCGCUACAUGGUACUACCCCUUUUUUGCAUUGAUACAGGGAAGUAAAGUUUUUGCACUGACUAAAAAUGGACAACAGAACAGAACCAGUAACCACGCCGUCUGGGGGACUCUUGCCGAUGACUUGAAUGCUUGUUCCCUACUAACACGUCGCUCCGAAUGCAAAAUUGUAAUCCAUAUUCAAACUUAACCCAUGCAUUUUAAUCACGCAUUUUCACACUUAACAUAUUAGAUUUGCUGUCUUAUUGAGGUACUUCAACCAAUCAGAUAUUUACAUCUGCCUAAAGUAACCAAUGGUAAAUAGGCAAUGCACGAUAUUGUUCCAGGAAAGGUCCACGUAAGGCCUUAUGUAGCUAUAGAACACAAAAGUAGUCGUGGAAACAUACACAUGUGAAUUCAUGAUUUCUUCGUGCUGUAAUGAUCUGAUAUUUCGUUCAGAGUGGACACCUUUUGUUGUUCCUGUUACUGUUUAUGUGUUGUUGCCAUGGAAGUAUAAUACAAUCUGGAAGAUGAACCAAAGAUGCCGUUGUGUUGUUUUAAGUGGCCUGAGCUCUGCCCCCAAAAAAUACUGAAUAGCUGAAGACUGGCCUAGUGCUGCCCAAUAUGUGAGGGUCAAGUAUGAACAAUCAGAGUGAUAGCUGCUAGAGAGGAGCUAGCGCAGGUUCAGAGCGCUGCUAGGCUAAAUAUUACAAAGCUAACUUUUCGGCACAUUGAGAAUUUAUUGUUGUUAAAAGACACUGCCUGGCCAAAAAAAAAAGUUGCCAUUAAAUAAAAAAAAGUUCACACUCUCUAAUAUUUGGUUGUUCCGCCUUUAGCUUUGAUUACGUCACACAUUCGCUGUGACAUUGUUUCGAUUUCGCUUCUGUAAUGUCACAAGAUUUAUUUCCGUCCAGUUCAUUAAUUUUUAACCAAGACUGGCUGCACAAAGCCUUCUCCAGCACAUCCCAAAGAUUCUCAAAGGGUUUAAGGUCUGGACUCUGUGGUGGACAAUCCAUGUGUGAAAAUGAUGUCUCAUGCUUCUGAACCACUCUUUCACAAUUUGAGCCUGAUGAAUCCUGGCAUUGUCAUCUUGGAAUAUGCCCGUGUCAUCAGGGAAGAAAAAAUCCAUUGAUGGAAUAACCUAGUCAUUCAGUAUAUUCAGGUGUCAGCUGACCUCAUUCUUAGAGCACAGACUGUUGCUGAACCUAGACCUGACCAACUGCAGCAGCAAACAUAUUUGCUUAGUUAAAUCCAGGUGGGGACUUUUUUUUUUUUUUUUUUGGCCAGGCAGUGUAUAAAAGAAUCCCUACAAAUCUGGCCUUUGUGGAUUCUCAAACGAUGCAUUGUCGCAUGACGCAUUGAGCGGCCACCAGUCGAUCUCACUCGUUAGUAUUAUAGAUCCACGGUUGUUGUUGUUGAUGUAACUGCUUUCGUAUGUUGCUAUGCUAACAAGUUGAUGUGAAGGUUCUAUUGGUCGGUUUUGACGGUUUUGGUUCUAGUCAGUUUCUUCUGGUUGUUCAUUUUCUGAACACAAGGGUGACUGCAGGCCGUAUCCCACAACAAAACAAGAGCAAAAUAACAGCAGAAAAAAAACAGACCAGCGAAUGACCAAUCCAAUCUUCAUGUAAACUUGUUGUCAUAGCAACCAAGUGUCAUACAAAAGCAGUUACUGUACAUUCACAAUAAUAAACAGCAUAAACAACAAAAGGUGCAAACCCCGAAUCAAACACAAAAUAUCACAUCAUUACUAUAUUACAAAUUGAAUACAUACAUUUACAAUAGAAAACAACUUGGUGAAAAUUGGUUCUGCUAACUAUGAUAUGCAUAAGGUUUGUCAAUAGUUGCGUUCUAUCUUUGACGAGCUUCUGUUACUACCUCCCACUAGGGCCAAAAGUUGAAACUAGAUCAUUUAAAGGUGGAGGAAUCCCAUAUUAAAAGUACUGGACAGUGAAGAUGCACUUCCUCUGAGUGGUAUGGUCCAGGGCGUUAUAGA